This is a messenger RNA of Prorocentrum cordatum, 903 nucleotides long. Lineage: Eukaryota; Dinophyceae; Prorocentrales; Prorocentraceae. The record is from the annotation of a GenBank genome assembly.
AUGGUCAACGCUCGGCCGACCCUGGCCCUCAGCGGGAGUAGCGACAACACACUCCGACUGUGGGACGUCGACAGGGGCCAGAGCCUCCGCGCGAUGCGCCACUCGGGCUGGGUCUGGUGCCUCGACGUCGAGUGGGACAUCGAGCGCGCCCUGACGGGCAGCGAGGACGGCGCCCUCCGCCUCUGGGACCUGGAGCGCGGCGAGGCCGUGCGGGUGCUGCGGGGCCAUCGGCUCGCGGUGCUGUGCCUCGCCGUGGACUGGGCCGCGCAGCGGGCGCUGUCCGGCAGCGCGGACCGCACGCUGAGGCUGUGGGACAUGGAGCAGGGGACGUCGCUGAGAGAGCUGUGCGGCCACCGCGACUGGGUGAGAUGCCUGGCCGUCGACUGGACGCGCUCGCGGGCCCUGAGCGGAGGUGACGACGGUUGCCUGCGGCUGUGGGACCUCGGCCGCGGGGAGACCAUCCGCGUGCUGCGCGGCGCAGCGGGCGCCAUCCACGCGGCGUCGUUGCACCUGGCGGAGCGGGAGGCCCUGAGCGGCGGCUCCGCGGGCGCCCUCCAGGUUUGGGACCUCGGCCUCGGACGCAUCUCCAUGCUGCUGCAAGGGCAUACGGGCACGAUCAGGUGCGUCGAGACCGACUGGCCCUCGAGGCGGGCGUUGACCGGCUCGGACGACGGCGCGGUGCGGCUCUGGCACCUCGGCAUGGGCUGCGAGCUCCGGGUCCUGCGCGGCCGCGGCGGCAGUGCGUGGUGCUUGGCGUCGAGCUGGACGCUGGGCUGCGCGCUGUCAGGACGCGACGACGCCUCGCUGAAGGUUUGGAACCUGGACAUGGGAGGAACCGGUCGGGGAGCUGACGGGCCACGGCAUGCAGGUGAACUGCGUGGCCAUGAGGCCCACCUGGGCUGA